This is a messenger RNA of Lactuca virosa, 1265 nucleotides long. Lineage: Eukaryota; Viridiplantae; Streptophyta; Magnoliopsida; Asterales; Asteraceae. The record is from the annotation of a GenBank genome assembly.
GAAAUCUUUAACCACCAUUCCCAAAUUGUUCUACAACGACACUUUCCCUCCAUUUCCUUCCCAAUUCGCCAUCACAUCACCACCGCCAUUGCAGCCAUAAUCCGAUAUCCAUGGCUGCCGGAGUUCAAGAGAAAGACCUAGACACAGUGCGGAGGAGAGUUGCAUCGGUCAGCAACCACCUCCUUCCUCCCCCACCUCAUUCGAUUUCCCCAAUUAUAAGUUCCUCUAAUUGCAGCGCUUCCAUGAACGAUAGCUAUCAUCGGAUUCAUGGUGAAGUUCCAAGCCAUAUACCUGUUUGGAAAAUUUCGUCAGAUGAGUCUGGGAAGGAAUUCACUGACAUUAUUUACGAGAAAGCUGAAGGAGAAGCCAUUGCCAAGAUAACAAUAAACAGACCUGAGAGGAGAAACGCAUUUCGACCACAUACAGUUAAGGAACUAAUUCGUGCUUUCAAUGAUGCAAGAGAUGAUAGUAACAUAGGAGUCAUCAUUCUCACUGGAAAGGGAACCAAGGCUUUUUGUAGCGGCGGUGAUCAGGCACUUAGAAGUCAAGACGGUUAUGCUGAUUUUGAAAAUUUUGGCCGACUUAACGUUCUUGAUUUACAAGUGCAAAUUCGGCGUCUUCCAAAGCCAGUUAUAGCAAUGGUUGCAGGAUAUGCUGUUGGUGGAGGGCAUGUGUUGCAUAUGGUUUGUGAUCUAACAAUCGCUGCAGAUAAUGCUAUUUUUGGUCAAACAGGUCCAAAGGUGGGAAGCUUUGAUGCUGGUUAUGGGAGUUCGAUAAUGUCACGAUUGGUAGGCCCUAAAAAAGCUCGUGAAAUGUGGUUUUUGGCACGAUUCUACACUGCUCAAGAAGCAGAAAAGAUGGGAUUGAUCAACAUUGUAGUCCCUCUAGAAAAGCUAGAAGAGGAAACAGUUAAAUGGUGUAGGGAGAUCAUAAGAAACAGCCCAACUGCCAUUCGGGUGCUAAAAUCUUCCUUAAAUGCAGUCGAUGAUGGCCAUGCUGGACUCCAGGAAAUUGGAGGAAAUGCGACACUAAUUUUCUAUGGAACUGAAGAAGGUAACGAGGGAAAGACGGCAUACAUGGAACGUAGGCCUCCAAACUUUUCAAAGUUUCCUCGACGACCUUAACUUCAUUGAGUUUUCUUGAAUAAUAAUUAGUGUAUUUAUAUUGUUGUAUCAAUUAAUAUUAUUUUGCAAGAAAUUGUAACUAUAAUCAUUGCUCAUUGAAUGCGCAUUAAUUUUCUAUAAGGGUUAAAUGUAAUAAAUAGC